AUGACGAUGAUCGUUUGGAGGAAAUACGAAAGCAGUAACUACACGUCUGGUGAGAUGCUCACUGGAGAACUGAAGAAGUUGGCCAUCGAAGAAGUUACAAGAGUAAUUAUGGAGAUGCAGGAACGGCGAAAGAAUGUCACGGACGAGACGUUGGAUGAAUUCUUGAAGAUUAGACGCCUUAAGUACAAAUACUGA
Molecule: messenger RNA, 195 nt
Organism: Cooperia oncophora
Lineage: Eukaryota; Metazoa; Nematoda; Chromadorea; Rhabditida; Trichostrongylidae
Source: the annotation of a GenBank genome assembly